This is a messenger RNA of Rhea pennata, 3559 nucleotides long. It is a transcript of the gene ADCY3, whose product is annotated as adenylate cyclase 3. The transcript has 19 exons. The record is from RefSeq and is a predicted model, not a curated record. Bases 1 to 3414 code for a protein of 1137 amino acids. Gene Ontology annotation, cellular component: plasma membrane. Lineage: Eukaryota; Metazoa; Chordata; Aves; Rheiformes; Rheidae. Gene Ontology annotation, biological process: cAMP biosynthetic process; adenylate cyclase-activating G protein-coupled receptor signaling pathway; intracellular signal transduction. Gene Ontology annotation, molecular function: adenylate cyclase activity.
AUGGCCAGGACCGGAGCGUUUUCGGAGCCCGAGCACUCGGCCGAGUACUCGGCCGACUGCUCGGUGAGCCUGCCGUCGGACCCGGAGCGCGCCGGGGGCCGGGGCCGCGACGUGACGGUGCGCAGCUCGGGGCCCUGCCUCUGCCUGCCCCGCUUCAUGCGCCUCACCUUCGCGCCCGACUCCCUGGAGAACCUCUACCAGACCUACUUCCGCCGCCAGCGCCACGACACCCUCCUGGUGCUGGUGGUCUUCGCCGCGCUCUUCGACUGCUACGUGCUGGCCACGUGCGCGGCGGCGGCGGCGGCGGAGCGGCGGGCGCCGGCGCUGGCGGCGGCGGCCGGGCUGGCGGCCCAGGCGCUGCUCUUCGCCCUCUGCAAGCGGCGGCUGCUGCCCGCGCGCCUGGCGCGCCGCUUCCUGCCCUACGUCCUCUGGGCGCUCAUCCUGGCCCAGAUCUUCUGCUACCUGGGCCUCAGCUUCGCCCGCCUCCCCGAGGCCGGCGACACGGUGGGCUGGCAGGCCUUCUUCGUCUUCUCCUUCUUCAUCACGCUGCCGCUGCGCCUCGCGCCCAUCGUGCUCCUCACCGCCGUCUCCUGCGGCGUCCACACGCUGGUGCUGGGCGUCACCGUGGCCCAGCAGCGCCCGGACGCCCUGGACCGCGGCGUCCUGCUGCGACAGAUCCUGUCCAACGUUGCCAUCUACCUGUGCGCCAUCACGGUGGGCACCAUGUCCUACUACAUGGCCGACCGCAAGCACCGCAAGGCCUUCCUCGAAGCGCGGCAGUCGCUCGAGGUCAAGCUCAACCUGGAGGAGCAGAGCCAGCAGCAGGAGCGCCUGAUGCUCUCCAUCCUGCCCAAGCACGUGGCGGACGAGAUGCUGAAGGACAUGAAGAAGGACCCGAGCCAGAAGGAGCUGCAGCAGUUCAACACCAUGUACAUGUACCGGCACGAGAACGUGAGCAUCCUCUUCGCCGACAUCGUGGGCUUCACCCAGCUCUCGUCGUCCUGCAGCGCCCAGGAGCUGGUGAAGCUGCUCAACGAGCUCUUCGCCCGCUUCGACAAGCUGGCGGCGAGGCACCACCAGCUGCGCAUCAAGAUCCUCGGCGACUGCUACUACUGCAUCUGCGGGCUGCCCGACUACCGCGAGGACCACGCCGUCUGCUCCAUCAUGAUGGGGCUGGCCAUGGUGGAGGCCAUCUCCUACGUGCGCGAGAAGACGCGGACGGCAGUGGACAUGCGCGUCGGGGUGCACAGCGGCACGGUGCUGGGCGGCGUGCUGGGCCAGAAGCGCUGGCAGUACGACGUGUGGUCCACGGACGUCACCGUGGCCAACAAGAUGGAGGCGGGCGGCAUCCCGGGGCGCGUGCACAUCUCGCAGAGCACCGUGGACUGCCUGCGGGGCGAGUUCGAGGUGGAGCCGGGCGAGGGCGGCUCGCGCUGCGACUACCUGAAGGAGAAGGGCAUCGUCACCUACCUGGUGGUGGUGCCCAAGACGACGGCGGCGGCGGCGCGCGGCGGCAUCAACGGGGUGGUGAGCGGGGCGGGGGGCGGCUGCGCCGGCGGCCCGGCCUCGCCGCGGGCCCCGGCUUCGCCGCUCGCCCUCGCCGCCGAGCCCCCCGGCAGCGGCGGCGGCGGCCCCGAGGAGGAAGCCGAGGCGGCGAAACCCUCCUUCCCCAACCCGCGGCGGCGGCUGCGGCUCCGCGACUUGGCCGAGCGGGUCAUCGACGCCUCGCAGAACGAGCAGGAGCUCAACGAGCUGCUCAACGAAGCCCUGCUGGAGCGCGAGUCCGCGCAGGCGUCGAAGGGGAAGAGCACGUUCCGCCUCUCCAUGCGCUUCGUGGACCCCGAGAUGGAGACGCGCUACUCGGUGGAGAAGGAGAAGCAGAGCGGCGCGGCCUUCAGCUGCUCCUGCGUGGUCCUCUUCUUCACCGCCCUGGUGGAGAUCUGCAUCGACCCCUGGCUGGUGGCCAACUACGUGACCUUCGUGGUGGGGGAGGUCUUGCUGCUCGUCCUGACCGUCUGCUCGCUGGCGGCGAUUUUCCCCAGGGUCUUUCCCAAAAAACUCGUGGCCUUUUCCACGUGGAUCGACCGGACCCGCUGGGCGCGCAACACCUGGGCCAUGGCGGCGAUCGUCAUCGUGACCACGGCGGACAUCGUGGACAUGCUCAGCUGCCAGCAGGUCUACGCCGCGUUCGGCAACGGGACGGCGCCGCGGUCAGGCGGCUGCGGCGAGCAGCCCAAGUACUACAGCUACAUCGCCGUGUUGGCCCUGGUGGCCACCAUCAUGCUGGUGCAGGUCAGCCACAUGGUCAAGCUGACCCUCAUGGUGCUCAUCACCGCGGCGGCCGGCACCGUCAACAUCUACGCCUGGGAGCACCUCUUCGACCAGUACGACCGGCGGCGGGGCCAGCACGGCGCCGUGGGGACGGCCAGGCCCACCGCUCGCGGCCCACCCACGCCUUGCCGGCGUCUCCCCGGCAGGGCCACGCCUGUGCCCUCCAAGUACUCCAUGACAGCGAUGAUCUUCGUGGUGAUGCUCAGCUUCUACUACUUCUCCCGCCAUGUGGAGAAGCUGGCCAGGACCCUCUUCCUCUGGAAGAUCGACGUCCACGACCAGAAGGAGCGGGUCUACGAGAUGAGGCGCUGGAACGAGGCCCUUGUCACCAAUAUGCUGCCCGAGCACGUGGCCCGGCACUUCCUGGGCUCCAAGAAGCGGGAUGAGGAGCUCUACAGCCAGUCCUACGACGAGAUCGGCGUCAUGUUCGCCUCCCUCCCCAACUUCGCCGACUUUUACACGGAGGAGAGCAUCAACAACGGAGGGAUCGAGUGCCUGCGGUUCCUCAACGAGAUCAUCUCCGACUUCGAUGCGCUCCUGGAUGAGCCCCAGUUCCGGUGCAUCACCAAGAUCAAAACCAUCGGCAGCACCUACAUGGCCGCUUCCGGAGUGACCCCCGAUGCCAACGCCAAUGGCUACAACACCAAGAAGGAGACCCUCUCGGAAAAGGAGCGCUGGCAGCACUUAGCUGAUCUGGCCGACUUUGCCUUAGCCAUGAAGGUGACGCUGAUGAACAUUAACUACCAGUCCUUCAACAACUUCAUGCUCCGAAUAGGCAUGAACAAGGGGGCCGUGCUGGCGGGAGUGAUCGGCGCCCGCAAGCCGCACUACGACAUCUGGGGCAACACGGUCAACGUGGCCAGCAGGAUGGAGUCCACCGGCGUGAUGGGGAACAUACAGGUGGUGGAGGAGACCCACCUCAUCCUGAAGGAGUACGGCUUCCGCUUCGUGCGCCGCGGGGCCAUCUACGUCAAGGGCAAAGGCGAGCUGCUCACCUUCUUCCUCAAGGGCCGGGAGAAGCAGGGCUCCUUCGUCAACGGCUCCUCCAUCACCCUGCCCCACCAGGUGGUGGACAGCUCGUGAGGGCCCAGGCGUCCUGCACCUGCUAGGGACCACAGCCACCGGCUCCCCGGCACGGAGGGGAGCCGGCUCCGAGCGCCUGCCGCUCGCCCGACGUCCGGACGGGAAACCCGGCUCCAGGACCCAACCUGCCCCCUCCCUCCUUUCC